Messenger RNA from Gossypium raimondii (Peruvian cotton), 1539 nucleotides. Its product is annotated as F-box protein CPR1. The record is from RefSeq and is a predicted model, not a curated record. The transcript has a single exon. NCBI's taxonomy places the organism in Eukaryota, Viridiplantae, Streptophyta, Magnoliopsida, Malvales, Malvaceae. Gene Ontology annotation, molecular function: protein binding. Bases 13 to 1248 code for a protein of 411 amino acids.
AAAAGGAGGAAGAUGCAAAUGGCAAGAAUUGAAUUACCAGAAGCUUUGGUUAUGGAAAUUCUGUCAAAGCUUCCAGUUAAAUCCCUUAUUCGCUUCAACUGUGUUUGUAAGUAUUGGUGUUCUUCUUUUCAAAUUCCUCAUUUCAUUUUUAAACAUUAUCACAACAACCUUGAAAACAACAACCUUAAUCUACUUCUUAGACGCCAUGAUGGUAACACCUUCCAACCUUAUCUCUCUCAACUUUCAAACGAAAAAGAUCAAAAAGAUUUAGUCAAACAGAACAUUCACUUGCCUUUUUUUAAGAAUGCAAUCCCCUCUGUUUAUGGUGCUUGCCAUGGAUUAUUGUGUUUACAAGAACCUUCAACGGAUAAGGCUGCCCUUUGGAACCCAUCAACCAGAGAGUUUAAAAUCCUUCCACCAUCUUCAAUCCAACGCCCUCCAUAUCUUUCCCCCAUGGAAGGUAACCUUGCUUUAUAUGGCGUUUCUUUCGACCACGCUGCUUUGGGGUUUGAUUCUAAAACUAAUGACUACAAAGUCAUACGAUUUGUUAGUUUUAUUUAUUAUCAUAGUCCAUUUGUUACUCGUACUUUUGUUAAUAUUGAAGAAGAGCAACGAUAUGCAUAUCCUCAUUAUGAGUUCCAAGUUGAGUUGUAUUCAAGUAGAAGUGAUUCCUGGAAGGAACUUCCAUGUCCUCUUUAUACACCAACUGAUUUAAUUUUGGGAAAUAAUUAUGUAGAUGGGAUUUGCUAUUGGAAAACAAUGACAGAGGCAUAUCUUGGACUAAUUCUUUUAUUUGACUUGGCAAAUCAGAAGUUUUCAAUUUUACCUUUCCCAGAAAUUACUGGGUCUUGCUUACAUUACUAUGAUAAUAUAUUGAUGUUUAAUGGAUCACUUAGUGUCAUUGUUUGCCUAUUGGAAGGAACUGGCAUGUCUUUUGAUUUAUGGGUUACGAGUGAAGGAGCAUGGACUAAACAAUUCAGUAUUGAAUCUAUUUCUGGAGUUUUACACCCAUUAGGGUUUGGGAAAAACGGUGAGCUAUUUCUUAGAGACACAAAUAAUGAAAUAGUCCUAUUUGACCUCUCCACCCAAGAGCUUAAGGAGCUUGAGAUUAAUACUUAUCUAGAUCAUUUUCAAGAGUCCAUCUCCCUUCACGCCUAUGUUGAGAGCCUGGUUCGUAUCAAUGGAAUACAAGAGCAUGAGAAACAUAUAAUACGUCAACUGGCUGGAGAUGCAUCAAAAAAAUAUUGAAUAUGAAGAGGAAUAUGCAUGAAAUGGAUACCCAAUAUGAAGAUGGAUAGGGAACUAGAACAUAAAGGUGUAGGAUGUAAUUGGAACUUUUUGUUUUGAGCUUCUUGAUAUUGCUACUAUUGUUUGAGAUGUUAGCCUUUGUCUGGUUUGUGGAUUUGGAGAAUUGUUAAGUAUAUGUUUAUUUUUAACUGCUUAGUGUUUUAUAAGAUUUUUGCCAUAGUUUGAAAAUGCUAUUUUGUAUGAAUAAACUUCCAAAGUGGGGAAAUGUAUAUAAGCUCAAAAUGCAUAACA